AUGGCUAUCGCAUCAGGCAUCCCAGGUCUUGAAGUCACUAUCGAGGUAGAUGCGGUAGCACUGCCAGAGUACCAACAUGGAGUCGUUGAAGAUGAAGAGAUUGCGACCUCUACAUCGAUGUACAUCGAGGCGCCACCAGCUGCCAACUUCUCCAUCCGCUAUCUAUUUCGUCAGCCCUUUACUCCGCCCUCGGCAGUACAGAUGGACGUGUUGCUGGACGGUAACUACGUGCAAGCCCCAUACAUCGAGUGGGGUGGCAAAGAAGAGUGCGAGGGAUACCUUUGCUCACGAUCCACUUCGUCGACUGGCGGACACAGCUUCACCCAGGGCUUCCAAUUCGCUGAGUUGAGGACCGAUGAGACCAACAUUCCCAUGACCAAGGAGCUCGCGGAUCGACUGUCACCAAUUGGCCGCAUUGUGCUUUACUUCUACUUCAUCGAGCACCUGGAAGCAGUGAGGCCCGCAGAAGUGCCUCAGCUUGCUAGCAACGAGUUUGAUGUUCUCAGCGAGAAGGCAUUGCACAAGGCGGCUGCGAUGCAGGGAGAUCAGCUAUCGCAUCAUACCAGUCUUACUGCACCCGAGCAACGUGAUACCAUCACUUACAAUGAAGUCAAGACGACCGAGAAUGAGCCUUUCGCGACGUUUACGUUCUACUACAGAUCGACGGAUGCGCUCAAGGCCAUCGGCAUCAUUCCGCGUACCCCAAGCCCGUCUCCGGAGCCAGAGUCAGAGGCCGAAGACAGGGACCCAGAUGACAUGACCGCGGAGGAAUUGAGGGCGGUGGUUAGAUGCAUGCGCGAGAAGGAACAGAAAGUAAUCACUGUCAAGCGCGAACGCGAGGAAGAGAGAGAAGGCAGUGAAGAUACUCUAGUUGGUGAUGAGGUCGAGUGGAUCGGUAGCCAGCCGGCACAUCCGAUCGUGAAGAGGAUACGUCGCGCUCCGGGUCCUGAUGAUGAGGUCGUGGUCCUUGACGAUUGA
Alternaria ventricosa is the source of this 978-nucleotide messenger RNA. RefSeq lists its product as uncharacterized. The coding region runs from base 1 to 978 and encodes 325 amino acids. Lineage: Eukaryota; Fungi; Ascomycota; Dothideomycetes; Pleosporales; Pleosporaceae. The transcript is spliced from 5 exons. The record is from RefSeq and is a predicted model, not a curated record.